Dicentrarchus labrax (European seabass) is the source of this 5142-nucleotide messenger RNA. RefSeq names its product solute carrier family 1 member 9 (gene slc1a9). NCBI's taxonomy places the organism in Eukaryota, Metazoa, Chordata, Actinopteri, Moronidae. Gene Ontology annotation, cellular component: plasma membrane. Gene Ontology annotation, molecular function: glutamate:sodium symporter activity; neutral L-amino acid transmembrane transporter activity; L-glutamate transmembrane transporter activity. Gene Ontology annotation, biological process: L-glutamate transmembrane transport. Bases 285 to 2288 code for a protein of 667 amino acids. The transcript is spliced from 11 exons. The record is from RefSeq and is a predicted model, not a curated record.
AUCUGUUUGAUCUCUUGAACCAACAUCAGCAAAAGCAAUUGGCCGGAGACCUGGUUGGAUCAUUAAUGUGGAAGAAUAUAAGUGCAUAUGAGGAAAGGGGGGGUUAACACUGACGAGCGUGUAUCAGCUGGACUGAAAUGAGCACUGAGGUAGUCUGUCCUGUCCUGCUCUGAUGGUAUGCGUACCUCUAUCUCCAGCAGCCUGUGCUCAUUUACAGUAAUCAAAAGCCUGCUCUUCUGGGAGAUUAACUCAUUCUGUCACCGCGGGCCGUCAUCCUGGAAACCAUGACGAUUAAGAAGAUGUGUCGCAGGAUGACAAACCAGUCGACAGCCAACCAGUCCAACACAAACAAGGCGAAGAAUAAAGAAGAAAACCAACAAGAUGACAACACUGAAGUUGCGUAUAAAGAUGCGGGCCACUGCAGCCGUAACACCCACAGCCUGCUGCUGGGACUUACUGUUGGGGGUGUUGUUAUGGGAGUGUUGUUUGGGAUGCUGCUGCGGUACAUGAAGGUGACGGACAGCUCUGCCCUCACUAUGGUUUCCUUCCCUGGAGAAAUCCUCAUGAGGAUGCUGAAGAUGCUCAUCCUGCCUCUAAUCAUCUCCAGCCUUAUCACAGGGCUGGCUGGUCUAGACGCCCGCUCUAGUGGCAGGAUGGGUAGUAGAGCCAUGGUUUACUACAUGUCCACCACUGUAAUCGCUGCAAUCCUCGGGGUCAUACUGGUGUUGGGAAUCCACCCGGGGAACCCCAAACUAAGGGGAGGCUCUUCGAGCUCAGCCCCCAAGAACCAGGAGGUCAACAGUCUGGAUGCCUUCCUCGACCUGAUCAGAAACCUCUUUCCUGAGAACCUGGUGCAGUCCUGCUUCCAACAGGUUCAGACGGUGCUGAAAAAGGUGUCAGUUGCAGCACCAAACCAAACUGAGCCCAUCUUAGUGAACAAGAAGAAACUGGAAUACAAAUGGGGCAUGAACGUCCUCGGCUUGAUUGGCUUCUUCAUCACCUUUGGGAUCUGCAUGGGCAGGAUGGGCGAGAGAGGGAAGGUCAUGUGCGACUUCUUCAACGUCCUCAACGAGAUUAUAAUGACGAUGGUCUCCAUGAUCAUGUGGUACUCUCCUGUUGGCAUUGCCUCUCUGAUUGCGGGGAAGAUUGCGGCCAUCGGAGACCUGGAGGUGGUGGCCAGGCAGCUGGGUAUGUACAUGGUGACCGUCAUCGUGGGCCUGGUGAUCCACGGCGGCUUGAUCCUACCUGCUAUUUUCUUUGUCAUCACAAGAAAAAACCCCUUCACUUUCUACUCUGGAAUAUUCCAGGCUUGGAUCACUGCUCUGGGCACCGCUAGCAGUGCAGGGACGUUACCUGUCACUUUCCGCUGCCUGGAGGAAAAUCUGAAGAUUGAUAAGCGUGUGACUCGCUUCGUGCUGCCCAUUGGUGCCACCAUUAAUAUGGACGGCACUGCACUGUAUGAGGCAGUGGCAGCCAUCUUUAUCGCCCAGAUGAAUGAUAUCACGCUGGAUGCCGGGCAGAUUAUCACCGUCAGUAUGACUGCCACCCUGGCCAGUGUUGGAGCUGCCAGUAUUCCCAGUGCUGGACUGGUUACCAUGCUGCUGAUCCUUACAGCUGUGGGCCUACCUACUCAGGAUAUCAGUCUGCUCAUCGCUGUCGACUGGCUGCUUGACAGAAUGCGUACCUCCAUCAAUGUGGUGGGCGACUCAUUCGGUGCUGGAAUCGUGGACCACUUGUCGAAGGAUGAACUUGCCGAACUUGACGCGGCAGAUAUGCAAAUUCUCCCGCCGGAGGAGGAGCUUGAUUUCAUCCCUCCGCCCCCAAUCCUUACAGAGAUGGACCUGGUCGACCCUUUCAAACCACCCGAGCUGCCACCUCGCUCCCCUCGCCCACCCAAACAAAACCACCAUGGUCACGUUCUCUCCCAGUCCUCUGUCACUUACUCACCGUCCCGCUCUAUCCGAUCUCCAUCACCUCGCUCCAUCCGCUCUCCCUCUCCGCGCUCCGUCUGCUCCCAUUCCCCUCGACCUUUCCGUACUCAUUCACCAUGCCUCCUCCGCAGGACGGAGCCGGGCUACUGCGCCCUGCCCAGCCAUGAUAACCAGAUUCCCACGCUGCCUCACUCCUACCGAGAGAGAGACAGGGAACGGGAGAGGCUGAGGCGAGAGAGUGAAACAGAGGAGGAGGAGGAGAGAGAGAGGGUUCUGGGUGAAGUAAGCGAUGGUGAGGAGAGCGAUGACACUGCUUAUGAUCGGAGGCACGUCCUCCCACCGCCCGACUUGCCGUGAUUGGAUUUUAGCACAGAAAAUCUUCCUUGUCGAUUAGUUUCCGUUGUACGACGGCUUUCCCCACUUUAGUGCACAGCUCCACAGGGUUCCAGUGGAGCUUCACAGUGGAUUUCUGGCUGGUUACAUUUCUACUUCUUAGAUGUAUUUUAAAUUCACUGCUCUUGAUUAACAGAACUGUUGAAUAAGUGAUUGAUACGUUUACUUAGAGCUUAAUAUACAUAGAUAUUAAAUUGUUGCGAUGGCAGGUCUGAGACUUUUGCUCUUUGGUUUCCUGCGAGAGCUUAAAUGGAGAGUUUUUUCCCUUGUUUACUCAUUUCCUUUUUAUAACAUUCUGUCUUUAUUUGUCAUUUCUCAACUAAAUUUAAAAUACUUCUGUAUGUCUGAACUUCCUUCAGUUUGUCUGAUGAGGAGAAAAUCUCCUCUUGAUAAAGAAAAGUAGCUUGGUGUCAAGGCCACCUUUUUUACCAGCCUUUUAACACACAACCACAAGUUAUUAGUUGAUCCUUUACCCUCAACCCUUUCUACUUAUAUUUUCCUAGCAGGAGGGGAAAAGUAUUCACAAUAGUUUCACAUUUAGAAAUAUGCUUAUUCGUUUUCUUGCAGAAAGUUAGAUGAGAAACUUGUGUGUUACAGUAAAGGUAACAGUUUGUCACGUUACAGCCCGUUUGUUUAAUUGAUACAAAAACCAGCGUGAUGAGGACAAUUUGUCAGUUAAUAGGAUGUGAUGUGUUGGGCUAUUUCUUGGUUACUUCGGUUUUUGUGUGAAUUAAACAAGCAAAAUACACCAUGUUAACCGGUGAGUGCUGGUUGGCGGAUUUUGUUACCUUUGGGCCGAGCCAGGCUAGCUGUUUCCCCCUGUUUCAAGUCUUAACUCGAAAGAGAUAGUGUUCUUCUCAUUUGACUCUUGGAAAGAAAGCCGAUAAACGUAUUUUCCCGAAAUGUCAAACCAUUCCUUUAAAUGACCUCAAAAACACCAACAGGUUCAGGUAAAAAAACUAAUAUACAACCAGCAGACAUUAUUUUAUAAUAUUACAAAACUGUUAAAUAAGUGAUUGAUAUGUUUACUUAGAGCUUAAUAUACAUAGAUAUUAAAAUGAUGGCAGGCCUGAGACUUUUGCUCUUUGGUUUCCUGCGAAAGAGAGCUUAAAUGGAGAGUUUUUUCCCUUGUUUACUCAUUUCAUUACAGAAAGUCUGCUCUUGAUAAAGAAAAGUAGCUUGGUGUCAAGGCCACCUUUUAACCAGCCUUUUAACGCACAACCACAAGUUAUAAGUUGAUCCUUUACCUCAACUCUUUCUACUUAUAUUUUCAUGGCAGUAGGGGAAAAGUUUCACAUUUAGAAACACGCUUAUUCUUUUUUUUUGCUGAGAGAUGAGAAACUGGAUGUUACAGUAAAGCUCACUGUUUGCCACAUUAUAGCUUGUUUGUUUAAUUGAUACAAAAAACAGUGUGAUAAGGACAAUUUGAUGUUUAAUAGGAUGUGAUGUGCAGGGCUAUUUUCAUUACAGAGAAAUAGUAUAGCAUAUAAAUGUCUGUAAAACCACAACUUAUUGUAUUUACACCUCGAUUCUUUGUGUGAAUUAAACAAGCAAAAUACACCAUGUUAACCAGUGAGUGCUGGUUGGCAGAUUUUGUUACCUUUGGGCCUAGCCAGGCUAGCGGUUUCCCCUGUUUCAAGUCUUAACUCGAAAGAGAUAGUGUUCUUCUCAUUUGACUCUUGGAAAGAAAGCCGAUAAGCGUAUUUUCCCAAAAUGUCAAACCAUUCCUUAAAUGACCUCAAAAACACCAACAGGUUCAGGUAAAAAAACUAAUAUACAACCAGCAGACAUUAUUUUAUAAUUAACAGAACUGUUAAAUAAGUGAUUGAUGUGUUUACUUAGAGCUUAAUAUACAUAGAUAUUAAAAUGAUGGCAGGCCUGAGACUUUUGUUCUUUGGUUUCCUGCGAAAGAGAGCUUAAAUGGAGAGUUUUUUCCCUUGUUUACUCAUUUCAUUACAGAAAGUCUGCUCUUGAUAAAGAAAAGUAGCUUGGUGUCAAGGCCACCUUUUAACCAGCCUUUUAACGCACAACCACAAGUUAUAAGUUGAUCCUUUACCUCAACUCUUUCUACUUAUAUUUUCAUGGCAGUAGAGGAAAAGUUUCACAUUUAGAAACACGCUUAUUCCUUUUUUUUGCCGAGAGUUAGAUGAGAAACUGGAUGUUACAGUAAAGCUCACUGUUUGCCACAUUAUAGCUUGUUUGUUUAAUUGAUACAAAAAGCAGUGUGUUACCUUUGGGCCGAGCCAGGCUAGCUGUUUCCCCCUGUUUCAAGGCUUAACUCGAAAGGGAUAGUGUUCUUCUCAUUUGACUCUUGGAAAGAAAGCUGAUAAGCGUAUUUCCCAAAAUGUAAAACCAUUCCUUUAAAUGACCUCAAAAGCACAAACAGGUUAAUGUAAAAAAACAUAUGUACAACGAGCAGACAUUAUUUUUAUAAUUCUCUACCUUCUUGCAUCUCUUGACAUUUUCACCCUUGGUGCUCUUCUCGCACAUCACCUCAUUUUCCUCCAACAGCGGUCACUCUUUAUGUUAAUAUUGUCUAUAUUAUCUAUGGUUUGUAUUUUCUCGUUGUGGUCUGAUGUCUGAAAUGAUGAGCAAUAGGCAAGAUGGUGUUUUGAUUUUGUGGUAUGUUUAAAUUUACUAGUCCUUGAUUGCUGUAAAAUAACUCCAUCAAUCUCUUCUUCCCCACUCAAUUGCCUUUCAUUUUAAAUAUAAGUUCAUCGACUGCCUCCCUACAUCCUUAGGUCUUCAAUCAGAUUCACAGGUCCAGGUCAUGUGUAUAUUGUAUGUAAUAAAAUCUUAGAGAUUUAUUUCAAAUAAC